AUGUGGUAUGCAGAAAGAACUAAUAGGGAUCGUAACCCAAGUAUGCCGCAAUUUGGAUUGUGCUGUGUCAAUGGAAAAGUUCAACUUCCUUUGUUAAAAAUUGCUCCGGAUACAUUGCUUCAAUUGCAUGCUAAUUUCAAUAUGACGAGCCGCCAUUUUUUGCGAAAUAUUAGAGCGUACAAUAUGAUUUUUUCCUUCACCUUCUUUGGAGAAAAAGUGGAUGGAUCAGUAAAUCAAGGUUCUGGCUUUUACUGUUUUAGAGUUGGGGGGAGAGUUCAUCAUUUAAUUGGCAGUCUUCUUCCUGCUGAUAGUCAGUCUCCAAAAUUUGCUCAACUUUAUAUUUACGACACUGAGCAUGAAGUGGACAACAGACUUGGUUGUCUAAGUUCCACCAGUACUGAAGAUAUGCUUGAUCCUGAAAUUAUCCGAUUAUUGAAGGAGAUGUUCGAUAAGCACAACAGUAUAGCUCAGUCUUUCAGGUACGCUAGAGACUGUUAUAAGGAAGAUGACUUUAAUGGUGUAAAGUUGAGGCUUAUUCGAAGGCGUGGUAGUGAUGGAAGAGUUUAUAAACUUCUGACAGCAUCCGAAGUGGCAGCUUUGAUUGUUGGAGAUAUAGACAGUGCUAUGGGCGAUAGGGAUAUCAUUAUUGAAACACAAGAUAGAGUAUUGCAGCGCAUCGAUGUGAAGCAUCCAUUAUAUCUUGGCUUGCAGUAUCCAUUGUUAUUUCCAUACGGUGAAGACGGUUAUCGUGAUGAUGUCCAGCGUACUGUAUCCAGUGGUAGGAAAAAUGCAAGAGCCAUGAUCAGCAUGAAGGAAUUUUUUUCGUUUAGACUUCAGAUGCGAUCUGGAGAAUCAGAAAUUCUACAUCGAUCAAGGAAACUUUUCCAACAAUUUCUGGUUGAUGCAUACACUAUGAUUGAGUUUGAACGGCUUAAUUUCAUUCGAUAUAACCAGAGUCAUCUAAGAGCUGAGUUGUACAAAAAUAUAAAACAUUCAUUAGAUAGCGGUGAAGAUGCAGCACUGAGCACUGGAAAACGUAUCAUUAUACCUUCUUCAUUCACAGGCGGACCUAGAUAUAUGGCUGAAAAUUGUAAAGAUGCUUUCGUAAUUUGCCGUUGGGCUGGAUAUCCUCAUCUUUUUAUAACAAUUACCUGCAAUCCUAAGUGGCCAGAAAUCACACGAUUUGUUAGGGCCAGACAGCUGAACCCUGAAGAUCGGCCUGAUAUUCUAUGCAGAGUCUUCAAGUUCAAAUUGGACCAGUUGCUACAUGAUUUAAAAAAGGAAAAUAUUCUUGGCAGAGUCAUUGCAUAUGUUUGUACAAUCGAAUUCCAAAAGCGCGGACUACCUCAUGCUCAUAUUCUUCUAUUCUUGAACCCUUCAAGCAAAGCUGAAAGUGCUCUUGAUAUUGAUAAAUUGAUUUCAGCGGAGAUACCUGACAAGGAAACGAAUCCUACGCUGUUUAUGGCUGUCACGAGUUACAUGAUACAUGGUCCAUGUGGUCCUGAAAAUUACAAAUCUCCUUGCAUGAAGGACGGACGGUGUUCAAAAAUUUUUCCAAAAAACUUCUGCUCCCGUACUUUGAUUGACGAUGAUGGAUUUCCUCAUUAUAAGAGAAGAAAUGAUGGGAGAGUUGUGAACAAAAAUGGUGUUGAACUUGAUAAUCGUUAUGUUGUGCCCUAUAAUGCACACCUUCUUUUAAAGUACCAGGCUCAUAUCAACGUUGAAUAUACUUGCCAGAGAAGUGCCAUUAAAUAUCUUUUUAAAUACAUCCACAAAGGGAAUGACAGAGUGGCAACUGCCAUAAAUCAUUCGGACGAUGAAAUAAAAAUGUUUUAUGACUGCAGGUAUAUCUCCGCAUGUGAAGCAGCUUGGAGAAUAUUUGGAUUUGACAUUCAUUCAAGAUAUCCCCCUGUUCAGAUAUUGUCAUUUCACUUGCCUAAUGAAAAGAACAUUAUUUUCAGUGAUAAUGAUUCGUUGUAUGAUGUAAAGACAAGGGCGGAGUCUAGACUGUCAAUUUUUGAGUUUUGGAUGGAUGCAAAUAAAAAAUAUCCAGAAGGUAGGCAUCUAACUUAUGGAGAGUACCCGACUGAAUUUGUUUUCAAAGAAAAAACACAUGAAUGGAAUCCGAGAAAAAAAGGAUUUUCCAUUGGAAGGAUAAAUCGUUUUUCUGCCAAUAAUGGAGAAGAUUCAUAUCUUCGCACCUUGCUUAAUUUUCAAAGAGGUUGCACCAGUUAUGAAGAUCUUAGAACGAUCAAUGGCGUGGUUUUUCCUACAUUUAAGGAUGCGUGCUAUUCUUUAGGACUUCUGGAUGAUGACAAUGAGUACAUUGAUGCAAUUAAGGAGGCAAGUUCAUGGGGAUCUGCUGCUUAUCUUAGAUGCAUGUUUGCUCUGUUGUUAUUUGCCAACUCAAUGAACAGACCUGAAAAAGUUUGGGAAGAGUGUUUGAAAUUUUUAUCCGACGACGUUGUUUAUCGGCAUAGGAAAAUAAUAGGACGUCAAGAUGCAAUUCUUACAGAAGAGUCUAUAAAAAACAUAACUCUUGAAGAAAUUGAUAAGGUACUGCAGAGCAAUGGGAAAUGCCUCUCUGAUUAUCCGUCAAUGCCACACAUCAAUAGUGAAACUUUGCUUGAUAUGAAAAAUCGAUUAGUGUUGGAUGAAUUAAUGCAUGAUAGAUUUGCUUUGGAAGAGGAGCAUAAAAGACUAAUUAAUUCCCUCACUGAUGAGCAGAAAGCUGUUUAUGAUAAAAUUGUUUCAGCAGUUACGUCAGGUAAUAGAGGGUUAUUUUUCCUAUACGGGUUCGGUGGUAUAGGAAAAGCAUUUAUUUGGAAUACUCUUUCAGCAUCUAUUAGAUCAAAAGCUGGAAUCGUACUUAAUGUUGCUUCUAGCGGAAUUGCUUCCCUUCUGCUUCCUGGAGGACGAACAGCGCAUUCUAGAUUUCGUAUUCCUAUUCAAAUCAUGAAGAUUCAACGUUUAAUCAUUUGGGAUGAAGCUCCAAUGGUACAUAGAUUUUGCUUUGAGGCUCUGGAUAGGACACUGAGAGAUGUUCUUAGAAUUUCUGAUACAAGCUGUGUUGAUAUGCCAUUUGGUGGAAAAGUUGUUGUUCUAGGAGGUGACUUUCGGAAAAUAUUACCUGUCAUUCCUCAUGGUAGCAGACAAGAUAUAGUUCAUGCAACCAUCAAUUCUUCUCAUCUAUGGUCCCAUUGUCAUUUAUUAACUUUGACCAAGAACAUGCGUGGGACUUCCUCUGUUGAGGAUGAUGAAAUCACCCCUGAGAUCUUAAAUACGUUAUCAUGCUCAGGGAUUCCUGAUAAUAAAUUAAUCUUGAAAGUUAAAGUUCCAGUAAUGCUAUUAAGAAAUAUUGAUCAGUCGAGAGGUUUAUGCAAUGGCACGAGAUUGCUUAUUACAAAAUUAGGGAAUCAUGUUGUUGAGGUAAUUGUACUUACAGGAAGCAAUAUA
Molecule: messenger RNA, 3456 nt
Organism: Gastrolobium bilobum
Lineage: Eukaryota; Viridiplantae; Streptophyta; Magnoliopsida; Fabales; Fabaceae
Exons: 7
Biological process (GO): telomere maintenance; DNA repair
Molecular function (GO): DNA helicase activity
Source: RefSeq, a predicted model, not a curated record